CAUGGAUGAGGACGCGAUUCUCACGGCGGACAUGGCGGUUCUGAUGCAGGUCGCCACUCCCAUGCUGCAGGCAGAAGACUCGCGGCUGGCCACCGCGGCACUCCUCGUGCGAAGAUUGCAAACCAAUGCAGAAGAGGAACAAGAAUUCAAAAAGAUCCUUCGGCUUCUUGCCACAACGUGCAGUUCGGACCAGUUCUUGCUUGAUAUGAUGCUUGAGUUGCUCAUGACUGUAGAACACAAAGUUCCAGUCAUCAAUAGUAUUGCACUCGCUGCUGCAGGGAGCUCAGCCGAGCAGUUGUCGCCGGUCCUCGAUACGUACAGAGACCUUUUGAACUCGGAUCGCGAUCUCCUUGUUCCCAUCAUCGGCUCCAUUUCUGAGCUCGACCUGAGCAUAAGUCAGAGAGAAAGCUUCUUGGAACUGAUAUCAGGAUCUUUGAAAGUUGUCAAGGAUCAAGACGUGCCCGUUGUUGUGAACGCAAUGCUCCAAAUUACAACACAAAGCAAUGCUUGUCACAUUGCUGCAAGAAUGUUCCAGUUGAAAUCUCUUACAUUCUACAUGGAUCUAUAGUCUCUUCCAUUCGUACACGCCCAUUCUUUGCAAAGGCUUUCUUUGCGGGCUUGAAGGACAUCAGAGGGGGCAAUCAUCUAUCCACACUGGACCUCUUCGUCUUGAUCGCUCUAUUUCGAGUUGCAAACAAGAGACUUGCAGCCAAAGAAGCCUUCCGCUCUGCCUUCCUCCGAUCUUUCUUGGAUCGCAAUCAAGAUCAGUGUGAUGGAAUCUUGGAAAGUUUG
Guillardia theta CCMP2712 is the source of this 792-nucleotide messenger RNA. RefSeq lists its product as hypothetical. The transcript is spliced from 13 exons. Lineage: Eukaryota; Cryptophyceae; Pyrenomonadales; Geminigeraceae. The annotation marks the transcript as partial. The record is from RefSeq and is a predicted model, not a curated record.